AUGGCUCAACAACAACAUCUCACUUUGAACCGCACCGGCGACAAGAUGCCUUUCGUUGGUUUCGGCUGCUGGAAGGUCGAAAACGAGGCUGCAGAGGAGACCGUUUAUAAUGCUAUCAAGGCUGGUGUCAGAUUGAUCGAUGGUGCUGGCGAUUACGGUAAUGAGGUUGAGGUGGGUCGUGGCAUUAACAAGGCCAUCAACGAGGGUAUUGUCAAGCGUGAGGACCUCUUUGUUACCACCAAGCUCUGGAACACCUAUCACCACAAGGACAAUGUGCGCCCUGCUUUCGAAAAGCAACUCAAGGACAUGGGUCUCGAUUAUGUCGAUCUUUAUCUCAUCCAUUUCCCUGUUCCUUUGAAGCACGUUGCUUUGGAAACCGCUUAUCCACCAGGCUGGUAUCAACCCAAUGGUGCCACCGAGGUUGAGUUUGAACGCUCUCCCAUGCAAGAUUGCUGGCGCGAGAUGGAAAAGAUUGCCGAGUCUGGCAAGGCCAAGAACAUUGGUAUCUCCAACUUUAAUGUCCAACUCAUUUUGGAUCUCUUGACCUAUGCCAACAUCAAGCCCGCUGUCCUCCAAGUCGAACUUCACCCCUAUCUCCAACAAACCCGCCUUGUUGAAUGGGUCCAAAAGCAAGGCAUUCAAGUUACCGCCUACUCUUCCUUUGGUCCUGCUUCCUUUAUUCAACUCACUGAUGAUGGCAAGACUGCUGAACCUCUUCUCGGUCAUAAGGUUAUCACUGAUAUUGCCGCCAAGCACGGCAAGACCGCUGCUCAAGUCCUUCUCCGCUGGUCGAUCGAACGUGGAGUCGCUGUUAUCCCCAAGAGCAUGAAUGUUGAACGCACCCGUACCAACAUUGAUCUUUUCUCUUUCUCCUUGGAUAAGGACGACUUGGAAGCUAUUGCCAAACUUGAGCUUGGGUUGCGUUUCAAUGAUCCCUUCUCCUAUGGCUUUGGCCUUCCUCUCUUCUGCUAA
Messenger RNA from Lichtheimia ornata, 972 nucleotides. RefSeq lists its product as uncharacterized. The transcript is spliced from 7 exons. Gene Ontology annotation, molecular function: aldose reductase (NADPH) activity. Gene Ontology annotation, cellular component: cytosol. Bases 1 to 972 code for a protein of 323 amino acids. The record is from RefSeq and is a predicted model, not a curated record. NCBI's taxonomy places the organism in Eukaryota, Fungi, Mucoromycota, Mucoromycetes, Mucorales, Lichtheimiaceae.